Molecule: messenger RNA, 1117 nt
Organism: Theobroma umbraticum
Lineage: Eukaryota; Viridiplantae; Streptophyta; Magnoliopsida; Malvales; Malvaceae
Product: Peroxidase superfamily protein
Biological process (GO): hydrogen peroxide catabolic process; response to oxidative stress
Molecular function (GO): peroxidase activity; heme binding
Source: RefSeq, a predicted model, not a curated record
GCUUGUUAAUUACUACCUAGCAUUACGAUUUCCCUAACUGUCACACACUUUAGCUGUACAGAAAUUGAUAUGGCAGGCAUGAAGAGGUCAAACAGCUUUAAGGGUUAUUCUCUGCUUAUAAUUUGCUUUAUGCAUUGUGUAGCUGUGAGGUCCCAACUUACCACUGAUUUCUAUUCUAAAACAUGUCCAAGUCUUCUUUCAAUAGUCCGGAGACAAGUUCAGAGUGCUGUCAAGACUGAGAUGCGAAUGGCAGCUUCUCUCCUUCGCCUUCAUUUCCAUGAUUGCUUUGUGAAUGGUUGUGAUGCAUCAGUUUUGUUGGAUGGAGACAAUACUACUGAGAAGUUUGCUCUCGCUAAUCUCAACUCUGCAAGAGGAUUUGAAGUUGUGGAUGCAAUAAAAAGCGCUGUGGAGAACGCAUGUAGUGGAGUUGUAUCAUGUGCGGAUAUAUUAGCCAUUGCUGCUCGAGAUUCUGUUGUCUUAAGUGGAGGACCAACCUGGAGAGUUUUAUUAGGAAGAAGAGAUGGAUUGAUUUCAAAUGCAACACUUGCAAAUGAUGCACUUCCUUCUCCAUUUGAGGCACUAGAUGCGAUUAUUCAAAAGUAUGUUAAUGUUGGCCUAAACAUCACUGAUGUAGUAUCUUUGUCAGGCGGCCAUACAAUUGGAUUAGCCAAGUGUGCUACCUUCAGCAACAGAUUAUUCAACUUCUCAGGAACUGGUGCUCCAGAUACUACACUGGAGGCAAGCAUGUUGUCUGAUCUGCAAAGCUUUUGUCCAGUUAAUGGUGAUGGGAACAAGACCACCGUUCUUGAUAGGAACUCAACUGAUCUAUUUGACAACCAUUAUUUCCAGAACUUGCUAAAUGGGAAGGGUUUAUUAGGUUCUGAUCAAAUUCUAUAUUCUAGCGACUUGGCCAUUUCCACAACUAAAAGCCUUGUUGAAAGCUACAGCAGUAAUUCACAGCUUUUCUUCAACGACUUCGCCAAUUCCAUGAUCAAGAUGGGGAAUAUAAGUCCACUUACAGGAUCUAAUGGACAGAUUAGGACGAAUUGCAGGGCCGUAAAUUCAUAGGUAGCAUUUAACUGAAUCGGGGAUUUGCUGUGUAAGUGAUGGAGAGGUG